Molecule: messenger RNA, 1847 nt
Organism: Drosophila biarmipes
Lineage: Eukaryota; Metazoa; Arthropoda; Insecta; Diptera; Drosophilidae
Gene: ttm50
Product: mitochondrial import inner membrane translocase subunit TIM50-C
Exons: 5
Coding region: 325-1584 (419 amino acids)
Molecular function (GO): phosphoprotein phosphatase activity
Source: RefSeq, a predicted model, not a curated record
AAUCGCUUUAUAACUCAUCGAGCCUAGUUUACGUAGCUUACCCAUUCUAAAAUUGAAAGUUAAUAACCCUUUGUUGUAGGCACCUCCACAAAGGUGCUAAAAGAAGAAAAUUCGCUAGAACUGGCUAGAAAGAAGCCGCCUCGCAACAACGGAACACCACGUGCUGAAUGGCCUAACGCCUGCUGGUGACUGGCCGCCAGAAAUCCCUAACGCCAUCGCCGUGCCGGUGCGAGGUUGAAAUCUUUAUUGGAAAUUCUGUGAGAAAAAGGUCCCUGCUCGGCGGGCAGGACUCGAAAUCGGCGCAAGGACACGAAUCCAGGCAGCAUGAGCAUGGCCCCGGCCACCGUCCUCCAGAUGCUGCGCGGCCUGAGCUCGCCGCGCGUUCUCGCCCGAAUGCACCAGCCCAGAGCAUUGGGUAAUCACCCAGUCCACCACCACCACCACCACCUCCACCAUCGCCGUGCUUCAUCGCGCCUGGCCACUUCCACACCGCUGCCAUCGGCUCCGCCGUCCCUCGCCCCGAUCCUGCACACAGCUCGCGGCUACAGCAGCACCACCAAGCAGGAGGCUGGAGGAGCCACCCCCGAGGCCGCGCCACCCGUCUCGAAUGCCCCGCUGCUGGCCAAGCUCUUCCCCCAGACCUCGCCCGAGGUGGACAGCACUGCCGAACAAGAGCGCCAGAAGCGCGAGGAGGAGGAGGCCAAGGAGAACGAGCGCGCCUGGAAGCGCAUGAAGCUGGGCUUCGCAGUCUUUGGCGGCGGCGGUGUGGCCGCUGGCCUGUGGGCCGUCUACGAGUUCGGCAAGCCCGAGGUGGAUCCCAACGGGCAGACCAUCGAGGAUGAGUUCACACACAAGCCGCUGGUGCAGCAGUAUCUGCAGCGGAUGUGGAAGAGCAUGCACUACUAUCAGCGCAUGAUCCAGGAGCCGUCGCGGGCCAAGCUGCUGCCCGAUCCGCUCAAGCCGCCGUAUGUGCAGCCGCGCUACACGCUCGUCCUGGAGAUGAAGGACGUGCUGGUGCAUCCGGACUGGACGUACCAGACGGGCUGGCGCUUCAAGAAGCGUCCCGGCGUCGAUCACUUCCUGGCCGAGUGCGCCAAGGAGUUCGAGAUCGUUGUGUUCACCGCCGAACAGGGCAUGACCGUGUUCCCCAUCCUGGACGCCCUCGAUCCCAACGGCUACAUCAUGUACCGCCUGGUCAGGGAUGCCACGCACUUUGUGGACGGGCACCAUGUGAAGAACCUGGACAACCUCAACCGCGACUUGAAGAAGGUAAUUGUGAUUGACUGGGAUGCGAAUGCCACCAAAAUGCAUCCGGACAACACAUUCGGCCUGGCCCGCUGGCAUGGCAACGACGAUGACGGGCAACUGCUGGACUUGAUUGCCUUCCUGAAGAUUAUUGCCCAGAACAAUGUGGACGAUGUGCGCGAGGUGCUGCACUACUAUCGCCAGUUCGACGAUCCCAUCAGCCAGUUCCGGGAGAACCAGCGCAAGUUGGCCGAGCAAAUGCAGGAGGCGGAGCGCAUCGAGCAGUCGAAGACCAAGCCCAUGGUCAAGCAGUGGUCGCGCAACAUUCUGGGGCGCUAGGAGGCUGGCCAUCCCGCACACCCCCCGUUCCAUAUCCAUACCUUAACCUUCCGCCUGCCCCGGGGCACAGAGAUCGGGAUGCUCCACGAGCACAGCCCCUGCAGCAGCCAUAUUUUCGUCGGUGAACAGAGGUGGCCAGAGGGAGCCGGGUGCAGGCGAGGAAGGCACGCUCUUUUUAUUACUCCUUUGGGAUAAGGAUAAGGCGAAUGUUUUUGUUUAAAUAAAUAACUAAACUUGCUUGUUUUUGUUGUUUGGCAAUGUAA